CAGCAAGAUGAUGAAACUGAUCAAGUUAUUUCUGUUUCUGAGUUUGUGUUUGUUUACAUGUGGUGUGGUUUCAGUAGAAGGAGCCACAGAGAACCAGACUCUGUGUGUUUCUCCCAACAAUGUGUUUCAUGCCAGAGUGAAUUUGUAUGCAGGAGAGCUUGGUUACUAUGUGUUUGAAGAGUGUGGGCUGGACAAUGUGAAUCCCACCAUUGCAGUGGAAUUGGGAGAGACAUACACAUUUGUCCAAACACACAGGAGCAAUUACUUUCAUCCCAUUGGAUUUGCUUACUCGCCCUAUGGAGAUGAAGAACUCAAAAUUGAAGUGGAGCCAGGAACUUCCAGGGGAAAUCAAUCCUGCAUCCAAGACUACACUUGUCAUGCGCCCAUGUACUUUAUCAAUGAUGAGUAUGUGGGACACUACAGCAACAAUCCUGACAUCAAAAACAUCACUCACCAUGAAGAAGAUUUCGGACUCGAUGUCUAUGAACCUCUCUUUAUGAGAAAUCCACAUGAAUGGGCACAGUUUGGAAAUUUCACUAUCAAAUUGAGAGUCGAUGAUCCAGAUAUCACUUCAGACAUGUUCAUAUUCUGCCACAUUCAUGAAUGGAUGGCAGGAAGAAUCAAGGUCACAAAAAAUGGAAUUCCAAUCAUCAAAAAAGAUGUUCCAACUUUGGGAUUCGAAUUCGACUACAAUACACCUCUGCUUUCGGACUUUGACAAGGAAUGCGGAACCUUUGCUCUUGGACAAUACCAAACUCCGGAUAAUCCACACUGUCCAGAUCACUUUGUUUGUGACAAGGACGAUCCAAUGGUCACACCUGAAAUGGCACACUUUGGAUCAUGUAUUGACGCCAUGAAUUGUGCCAUGCUCACUGGAAUGACUACGGGAAUCAAGGCCCAGGACGAACGAGCACUCUUCAUUCAUCAAAUGAUACCACAUCAUCAAAAUGCCGUAAAUAUGGCAAAGGCCCUGCUCAAAACGGAAAAGAUUCACUGUGCGGAUUUGGCCAAUGAUGAAGACCCGGAUUGCAUCCUAGAAGGCAUUCUAUACGAAAUCGUAAACACACAAAACCUACAAAUUCAAGCCAUGUUCGACUACUUGGACGCAAAGCGAUUUCCAGAAGCCGACAAUUGCGAGGUCCCGCUAGACAAGGUCUCCGACACUCUGGCUGAAAGUGCUGGUGCCGCCACCUUGCAAAUGCCAACCUACAUCUACUUGCAGCACGUCACCAGGAAUUGGCUCACGGGGUGGAAGGCUCUCGGAGUCGUUGUAGCCACCACGACGGUCUUGCUCAUGUCGGUGGCUGCUCUCGUGCCACAGUUCUAGUACCGGUAGCAGUGGGCUGUCCAAGCAACGAUCGACAAUGACAUCAAUCAAAUUAUCAAUACAUCAAUACAUGUAGGGAAGGAAACGACUGGGGAUGAGUCAGACUGCCAUACUCGGUACACUCUCACGCUCGAAUGCAUCGCUUUUUAUUAAUCAAUUCAAAUCCAUUUUUCAGAACUCAAACAACAACACAACAAUUAUAAGCGGUGCUACCGUAUCGUUACAUGUACCGUUAUCUACGCUGUGUACGUAGCGCCAAACCGAAAAGGCAAAUGGCCUUUCGUGUACCGGUAGCUUGCUUUGCUGCAACCUGAAAGAGCCGCGAUGCACACCAUGAAAACGAGCCAUGCAUAGCUUUCGUCUGGUAAAACGUUCAGGAUUGACCUUGGUUCGUGCGUUCGGGAGAAAAGGAAACGUCGUGGCUACCCCAACCAGGGGACGACACCACAGGGGUUGCGACGAUCGAUCUCUAAUCGUUUCCAUCCAUGCAUUGCACCACCCAGGCACAGCGGACAUGUCUCCGAACUACUCAUUGUGUCUGCGAGACAAUUGGAUCUGGAAUGCUGGUUGCCGAAAAGUUUUCGUGGUGCACAUCCAUGGCCAUGGCCCUAAUUUGCGCUUCGAUUUGGGGUGGCAAAGCUGGCAAAACUAGUUUCUUUGUUCGGGAUGGACCUCUUUGUCUGGUUUGCUUGUGUGGACUGCCAAAGUAAACGCUUUUUUGGGACGCAAAUCGUUUGCAGGCCGACUGGUAUACAAACGCAGUGUAGUAAGGAAGAAGAGCCGGAGAUGCUCGAAUGAGCUUGUCGGUUACGUGGAUGGUGUAAGCGGAUGCUGGCGUGUUGGCGUCACUGUCGUCAUCGUGUUCGCUUUCACCGUCACUGUCGCUGUCUGCUGAGUUUGUCUCUUUCAGAGAAUGAUGUUUAUUUUCGUGUUCGUGCUGUGUCCUAAGGUAGGUUGCAAAGUCAAAGAUGGGAUAUACUUGGCAGAGCGCAUGCAGUCCUUCAAUGGCUUCUCGAGCAGCCGUGACGACAGAAUACACAUUCUUGGAUGGUAAGUCGAACAUGGGAAUGAUGAUGUUUGGGUUGUUUUGGUAGAAAAGAGUGGGGUUGUUGGGGGAGUUUGUGAUGUACCACAUGUCUGCUUGAGUGAUUCGGGCUCCGUGUUGAAUGAGUAUUUCGGCAAUGUCAGCGAGGAGUUGAUGGUAGCACUGAUGUGUGAUACCCAAUUUGAAGAAAUCAUGGCAGAUAUGCGAGAGUGGCUGAGUUGGCUGGUGAGGCCGUUCCUCCUUGAGAGGAUCAAAAGGAGGGCAGAGGAAGGGAGUUCCGUCCGGAUGCCAGCAAUGAUGCACGAGUUUGGUAGUUUCAUCGUGCCAGCAGAGCUGCUCUGUGAAGUUUGGGUCUGCGCCUUGUUGAAGCAAAGCAUAAAUGGCUUUCAUGUCAUGAAUGGUAAUGGCCUUCAGAAGGUCCUUUCCCAAGCUACUAGAUUGAUCCAUGCGGUUUUUGAGAUACCGCGCCGUAACAAGAGCAAACCGUACGUCAGGUUCAUCAGACAUACGAGCAACAAUCUUAGCACAACUACUAGUACCAGUACUGGUGCCACCGGUAAGUGCUAAGGCCUUGUUGGGAUGAACCACGUCAAUUGAAGCAUCGAAGACAAGAUCACUAAUGGCAUUACUAUGCACAUCCGUACCGAAUCCAGUAGCAGCAUUGCGAACAUUGUUUAUAUCGUCGUGGUCGUGCUGCUGGUAGUGAUACCCUUCACCUACCACGGGCAUGAGUUGUCCACAGGGGAUGCAGCGAAUGCGAAGAGAAGCCUUCAUACUGCUGUUCAUGCUCAUGUUGCGAUUGACAUUGUCUGUCAUUUUUGUUAGCGUUGCCGUUGCUGGCUGCUUGAAGACUUGUGAAGGCCAUUGCCUCCAUGGAAUCGACGGAUCAGGCAAAGAUAAGACUGAAACGGAACAAA
This is a messenger RNA of Seminavis robusta, 3289 nucleotides long. The record is from the annotation of a GenBank genome assembly. Lineage: Eukaryota; Bacillariophyta; Bacillariophyceae; Naviculales; Naviculaceae.